Molecule: messenger RNA, 1691 nt
Organism: Cololabis saira (Pacific saury)
Lineage: Eukaryota; Metazoa; Chordata; Actinopteri; Beloniformes; Belonidae
Gene: asmt2
Product: acetylserotonin O-methyltransferase 2
Exons: 9
Coding region: 43-1089 (348 amino acids)
Molecular function (GO): O-methyltransferase activity
Source: RefSeq, a predicted model, not a curated record
UCUCCCGGCUGCUGGGCUCCAGCCCCGGGGGAACAGACCGCCAUGGCCGAGCAUCUCUCCCAGAGCGAGCUGGACUACCCGUUCAGGCUGCUGGAGUACGUGCAUGGAUUCCAGCUGUCCCAGGUGAUCUUCUCCGCCUGUGAGCUGGGGGUGUUUGACCUGCUGCUGGGGGCCCCGGGGCCCCUCAGCGCCCAGCACGUCUCCCAGGAACUGGGGACCAGCCUGGACGGGACGGAGAGGCUGCUGGACGCCCUGGUGGGCAUCCACAUCCUGGACGUGGAGAAGACGGGCGGGGCAGCCGUGUACAGCAGCACCGAGGUGGCCAACCUGUACCUGGCCCGGGGCAGCGCCAAGUCCCUGCAUGCCAUGAUCCUGUACCAGGCCCAGACCAUCUACCCGCUGUGGAGCAACAUGCCGGACGCCAUAAGGAAAGGGAAGAAUCAGAAUGAAAAGACUUUUGGUCUUCCACCUGAGGAGAUUUUUCAAGCUAUUUACAGGUCGGAGGAGGAGAUGCUGAAGUUCAUGGGGAUGAUGAACUCCUCGUGGGUCCUGGACGGACACGACAUCGCCACGGCGUUCAACCUGUCUGGCUUUGAGAGGAUCGUAGAUCUGGGAGGGUGCACCGGGGCUCUGGCCCGGGAGAUGGCCAAGGCCUAUCCCUCGUCGUCCGUCACGGUGUUUGACCUGCCGGAGGUCGUGGAGGCAGCAAAGAAACACUUCUCUCUGGAGGACGAUGCCGUCGCUUUCCAGAGCGGAGAUUUCUUCAGCGGGGAGAUUCCUGCUGCCGACUUGUUCGUCCUGGCCAGGAUCAUCCAGGACUGGACGGAGGAAAAGUGUCUGGCCCUGCUGAGGAAGAUCUACCACCUCUGUAAGCCAGGUGGCGGCGUCCUGCUGGUGGAAGUGAUGCUCUUUGAGAACAGGCGAGGACCAUUCAUGGCUCAGAUCUCCUCCCUGAACAUGCUGGUGCGGACGGCGGGCAGGGAACGCCCGCCCUCCCAGUACAGCCACAUGCUCAACCAGGCCGGCUUCCACAACGUCCAGAUCUGCAGGACUGGGAAGACCUACGACGCCAUCCUGGCCACCAGAUGAGCUCACGCAGACUUGCAUCUGACCGUAAAAGUCCUAGAUCACUUAGUAUUUAGGGGUCGGAGUUAAACGUGAAACAUACAGUCAUGUGCAGAAUAACCCUCAUGUUCCCCCCUAAAUUAUCGGUUUUAUGUGAAGACGUCAUAAAAAUCCCCGUAUUGUAGCGGGACUUCAUAUUUGGGAAAUGUAUACGGAAGAGUAUUAGGGCCAGGCAGGAGAAAAAUAAAAAUAAUAUUUUAGAGGAGGAUGAUUUUUUUUUCAUUAUGUACUUUGAGAAAAAAGUCAAAAUGUUGAGAAAAAAGUCAAAAUGGGUUUUAUUAUAUUGAUUUGAAACACAUAUCACACAUAUGCAGUUGCAUAACUUCAGAAACGUACCCUUGACGUUCCACUCCAAGGAUGUAAGUUAGUUAGAUAGUUAGUUAGUUAGUUAGUUAGUUAGUUAGUUACGGCUGCUGCUGCAGAGCUGUCAGUCGCUCUAACUGGAUUUGAUGGAGGAGACAUUUACACUUUAUUCACCAAAUUGUAUUUCAACUUUAUUCUCGAAAUUUCAACUCUAUUCUUGAAAUUGUAUUUCAACAUUAUUUUCGAAAUUUUGACUUUUUUCU